This is a messenger RNA of Ochlerotatus camptorhynchus, 1104 nucleotides long. RefSeq names its product protein cornichon (gene cni). The record is from RefSeq and is a predicted model, not a curated record. Gene Ontology annotation, cellular component: endoplasmic reticulum membrane; COPII-coated ER to Golgi transport vesicle. NCBI's taxonomy places the organism in Eukaryota, Metazoa, Arthropoda, Insecta, Diptera, Culicidae. The coding region runs from base 156 to 590 and encodes 144 amino acids. The transcript is spliced from 5 exons. Gene Ontology annotation, biological process: endoplasmic reticulum to Golgi vesicle-mediated transport.
CUGCUGUUUUCCUUUUUGAAGGGUGGCUUUUUUGACUGAAGGCUGCUGAUUGCGGCGUUCACUGAUUGAGGAAAAUUGCUCGUAAAAAGGAUUAAAACUAUACAGUGUUUUUAAGGUUUGCGGAGGGAGGAUUUUUUUACGGCAAAGCAGAGACGAUGGCUUUCAACUUCUCGGCAUUCAGCUACAUUGUGGCCCUGAUCAUCGAUGCAUUUCUGAUCUUUUUCUCGAUAUUCCAUGUGAUCGCCUUCGAUGAGCUGAAAACGGACUACAAGAACCCCAUCGAUCAGUGCAAUUCGCUGAAUCCGCUGGUGCUGCCGGAAUAUAUGCUUCAUCUGCUGUUCAACCUACUGUUCUUGUUUGCCGGGGAAUGGUUCUCGCUGGCCAUGAACAUUCCCUUGAUUGCGUAUCAUAUAUGGCGAUACUCUAACCGACCGGUCAUGUCCGGACCGGGCCUAUACGACCCCACCAGCAUCAUGAACGCUGACGUUCUGGCCAAGUGCCAACGUGAAGGAUGGAUCAAACUGGCCGUUUACCUCCUGUCCUUCUUCUACUACUUAUAUGGUAUGAUCUACUCUCUCAUAUCGACGUAAGUUUGUACGAAAAAAUCCCGGAAUCUAGACAAAACUCAACUUAUCAAAUCAAUCAAAAGGCAUCGUAUUAUUCGGGAGAAUCGCGUGUAUUCACACAUAUUUAGGAAAAUAAGCGACGAAAACUGUUCGAGACGCAGACCAACAUUUUGCGCGUAUUUUUUGACUAACGAUUCCAUCCUGGUCUUCAUUGUAGUCGACUUGAAUUAGCCAUUGACCGUUGUUACUCAUUUUCGAACUCAUAUACUUGCGUGCACUAUCAUCACAUUUACUUUGCCGAACGUUUGGCAGUUGUUUUAAUUUAUUGGAAAAUUCUCAUUCGACUUCUUUUGGAACAAAAACCAAAAACAUCCCGACCCAUCAUCAACUUCCCCUUCUUCAGAAUAAGUGCACGCAGUUUUGUUGGUUAAUCAUUUCCUUUACCACUGAUUAGGUGUAUCUUAGCGAAUCACCUACCAUCAUUAGAAGGGUGAGAUUAUGUAGGUAAAUCAACAUGUGAAAUAAAACUUGUACCUUA